Messenger RNA from Telopea speciosissima, 1210 nucleotides. RefSeq names its product deoxyhypusine hydroxylase. Gene Ontology annotation, molecular function: deoxyhypusine monooxygenase activity. The record is from RefSeq and is a predicted model, not a curated record. The coding region runs from base 51 to 1007 and encodes 318 amino acids. The transcript has 7 exons. Gene Ontology annotation, biological process: peptidyl-hypusine biosynthetic process. Lineage: Eukaryota; Viridiplantae; Streptophyta; Magnoliopsida; Proteales; Proteaceae.
UGUUACUUUAUUUUGGUUUCAUUUUCUAAAGCGGAGUUUUAGGUUUCUGUAUGUACAAAACAAUGGCUUUGGGGGAUUGCUUUGACGUAUCCCCAGAAACGGAGAAAUUCCUCUGUGAGCGGUUGCUGGAUCAAAACCAACCGAUCUCGGAGCGUUUCAGAGCUCUUUUCUCACUUCGCAACCUUCGAGGUCCUGGUCCACGAGAGGCCCUUGUCUGCGCAACUAGGGAUCCUUCAAAUCUGCUUGCGCACGAGGCAGCAUUUGCACUAGGUCAAAUGCAAGAUAUUGAUGCUGUACCUGCUUUAGAAGCGGUUCUUAAGGAUCUCUCAUUACAUCCAAUUGUUCGGCAUGAGGCAGCAGAAGCUCUUGCUGCAAUUGGGCUGGAGAGUAAUAUUCCUCUGUUAAAGAAGAGCUUGGUGUCAGAUCCUGCAAAGGAGGUGCAAGAAACAUGUGAGCUAGCUCUCAAACGAAUUGAAGAGCAGAAGAAUAUUGAUAAUGUCAAUGAGACACCUGCAGUUUCUACAUCACCUUUUCUGUCUGUUGAUCCUGCCAAAGCUGCAUCUUGUAGUUCUUCUGUUGGUGAACUUAGGGAAGUUCUUCUGAAUGAAGAAAAAGACAUGUAUGAGCGAUAUGCCGCCCUUUUUGCCCUUCGAAAUCAUGGAGGAGAUGGAGCUGUGAGUGCUAUAAUAGAUUCAUUGGCUGCUAAAAGUGCUCUCUUGCGACAUGAGGUUGCUUAUGUCUUGGGCCAACUUCAGAAUAAAGCUGCUGCUGCUACACUGUCUCAGAUACUCAAAGAUGUUAAUGAGCACCCAAUGGUUAGACAUGAAGCUGCUGAAGCACUUGGAUCCAUUGCAGAUAAUACCAGUAUUGCGCUUCUUGUGGAAUUCACAAAGGAUCCUGAGCCAAUUGUUUCUCAGAGCUGUGAAGUUGCUCUAAGCAUGCUAGAAUUCGAAAGAUCUGGCAAAUCCUUUGAGUAUCUCUUCAUGCAGACACCUCAAGUGCAGUAGAAUACUUAUCAAAAGAAGUUUUUCCCAGCAAUGAUUUACACUAAGCAUCAAUCACCGAUUAUUAUGAUCUCACGGUUGGAUUUUGCCCUUAUGCUAUUGGUAUUCCAUUGACGACUAACCCAACCAGAAAGGCUGCAUUGUACAAUAAUUUAACACUAUCUUAAAAAAAAAAAAGGCCCAAGAAAAGAGCGAGUUCUUUUACU